ACUAGACUCUGCGGGACAUGUGUCUUUUAGUAGCAGGAAUGGGCACUGAUUAAAAUGGUUUAGUGUUGUCUUCAUCAGGGUUGACUGAGAACGGUUUGAGAAGCUGUAGAGUGGUAGAUUGUGGCAGAAGUUCAGCUGGGUUUCUGAAAAAGGCACUCCGUUGACAGCUUUUCAUGGCUAUCAUGGAGAUUAGUGUUUGGAAAGGUCUUAUUUUAGCCCUUUUCUUCUUUGCUGUUGAAGGGCAGAAAUUGCCACCAAUUGCUGUUGAUAGACCAAGAUCAGAGCCGUUUGCUGUUGAUGGACAGAGAUCAGGGCCAUUGUUCUUGGUGACCGUUCCUGCAGUGAUCGAGUCUGGCUCCAUUGCCAAAUUGUGUACAAUUCUCCUGAAACCCAACGAGAGUCUCACAAUGACCGUUUCACUGCUUGAUAACAAAAACAGGACAACUCAUCUUGUGCAGCAGAGCUCUGCUUCUGCAGCAAUUUACCGCUGCUUUCGCUUCAAGGCACCUUGUGUUGAUGUGCAGUCUGUGUGGACUCUGAAUGUGGUAGUCAAAGGGAGGUUCUUCGAAUUGACUGAAGAGAGGAAAGUCAUGUUCAGACGUUACCAGCCUUUGACCUUCAUUCAAACUGACAAACCCAUUUACAAUCCAGGACAAACUGUGAAUUUCCGAGUUGUAACUAUGGAUGACAAAUUUGUGCCUCUUGAUCAAAUGUACAGUCUGGUUGUUGUGGAGGACAAUCAAAGUAACAGGAUUGGUCAGUGGACCAAUAUUUCCUCAACCGGGUGGAUAUUGCAGCUUUCUCAUGGCUUAAACCCUGAGGCUCAGGUUGGCAUGUAUACAUUGAGGGCUUUUAUUGGUGACCAAAUGACCUCCCAGGUUUUUGAGGUGAAAAAAUAUGUUUUACCCAAGUUUGAUGUCACUGUAAGUGCACCGGAGAUGUACAGUGUUGGAGAUGUGGGGCUGAAGAUUGAGGUUUGUAGCAAAUACACAUACGGGCAGCCUGUACCUGGUCAAGCAUUGGUGGAAGUGUGUCGUGAGCCAUAUCCAUACAUUAUGGUUCCUGGGGUGACUCGUCUGUGCUUUAAUAAAACAGCUGAGAUGAAUGGCACAGGCUGUGUCUCCCUCACCCUUAGUACAUCAGUGUUUUUCACCACGACAUUUGAAAAUAAUCUGCAAGAUGUGUUUCUUAUUACGGCGAAUGUCACUGAGGAGGGAACAGAUGUAGUGACGUCAAAAUCUACAACAGUAUCUAUUACAUUUGAAGUUGGUAAAGUCACAUUUUUGGAGCUCCCAGAGUUCUUUCUCCAUGGAUCAAUAAUUAACGGAAAGGUCUCAGCAUCUUUUUUCAGUGGGAAUCCAAUCGUAAGCAAGGCAGUCUAUAUCCUGGAUUCAAGCCAAUGGCCCAACAAACUGCUGCUGAAUUUGACGACAAACCAGAAUGGACUGGCUGCUUUUUCUCUCAAUACUGCUGAUCUACCUAAAGCUGACCUUAUCCUAGUGGCAAGUGCAACUUCAGAAGUUGUUUAUGGUUACAGAUCACCAUACUUCAGUUCAGAUACAAAAACAGUUGCACUCCUCCAACCUGCUAGCCCAUACAGCCCAACGUUUAGUGAACUGACAAUAGCGAAGCUUGAGCAGCCGCUGAAAUGUGGCGUCAGGUACCCAGUGACCAUCAAGUACUCGUUUGUUGGAGAGACUGGCAACUACAACGCUGAUAUCAUCUAUAUGGUCCUGUCCAAAGGAGUUAUUAUCCUUUAUGGAAUUCAGAGGGUUCAAGCAUGGGCUUAUAAUACCAUCACAAGUGGUAGGAUGUUAUUCCGGCUGCCUGUCAGUGUGGAUAUGCCUCCAGCAGUACAGAUUCUGGUCUUCUGCAUUCUACCCAGUCAGAAUGUAGUUGCUGCUAGUGCAUCGUUUGACACAGAACUGUGUUUCCAAAAUAAGGUGUCUCUGCAGUUUGCUCCUGCUACAGCUGUUCCUGGUGAGGGGAGUGUUUUGAAGCUCUCUGCUCAAGCAGGAUCUCUGUGUGGCCUCAGUGCUAUUGAUCAGAGCGUCCGGAUCAUGGAGCCAGGAAGACGUCUAAGUGCUCAAGCGGUUUUCAGCUUGCUUCCAGUGCAAUCGCCGCCAUAUCCAUUUGAUGUUGAGGAUGAACUCAAGUGCCUGAGUGUUCGACCCCGUCGAGCAGUUCCUACUGACCAGGCUUAUGAUGCUUUUAAGAAUGUGGGGCUGAAGAUCGCAACAAAUCUGCCAGUCCGAGAACCUCAGUGCCUGAUGUACAGAGGCCUGAAUUACUAUCGCAACUACUUCUAUGGUGUUGGCCGUCCUAUAGCCUUUCUAAAACCUGAAGUAGCUCUGGCUGGAGCCGCAGACAGCAGAGAGAGCAGUUCCCCUCCUCCUAUCACGACUGUCAGGUCUUACUUUCCAGAAACAUGGAUCUGGCAACUCGCUCAUGUGGGACACACUGGAUCUACACAAGUUCCCCUCACAGUUCCUGACACAAUCACCACAUGGGAAACGGAGGCAUUCUGUCUGUCCUCCAGAGGUUUUGGUUUAGCUCCUCCUGUUAAUCUGACAGCCUUCCAGCCCUUCUUCCUGGAGCUCUCCCUGCCUUAUUCCAUCAUCCGUGGGGAGACUUUUGAGCUGAAGGCCACAGUCUUCAACUAUCUUUCCAAGUGCAUCAUGGUUAAAGUAACUCCAGAUACAUGUUCGGCCUACACUCUUUUACCGUCAACUGAGCUGUAUUCUUCCUGUCUGUGUGCCAAUGGUAGAAAAACCUUCAAGUGGGUCCUCUUGGCCUCUGUUCUUGGAGCUAUAAAUGUGACAGUCAGUGCUUCAGCUGAACAAUCCCAGAGUCUUUGUGGCACUGAGGUUGUGACUGUGCCGGAGAGAGGACGCAUUGAUAUAGUGACUCGAAGUCUCCUUGUUCUACCUGAAGGAGUUGAGAGGACAAAUGCUCAGAGUUGGUUACUGUGUCCGAAGGGAAGUGUUCUUUCUGAAGAUGUGACUCUGACAUUUCCAACAGAUGUGAUCCAGGGAUCAGCCAGAUGCUCUGUUUCAGUCCUUGGGGAUGUAAUGGGCAGAGCACUAAAGAAUCUGGAUGGGUUAUUACGCAUGCCAUCUGGCUGUGGAGAGCAGAAUAUGAUUGUUCUGGCUCCCAAUAUUUACAUCCUGCAGUACCUGGAAGUCACGGGCCAACUCACCGCAGCCAUUCGACAGACUGCCACUGGUUACCUUCAAAAUGGAUAUCAAGGGCAGCUGAACUACAGGCACAGUGAUGGUUCAUACAGCACAUUUGGUUAUGAUGAAUCCAAUACAUGGUUGACUGCCUUUGUCAUGAGGUCUUUUGGUCUUGCGACACACUUCGUAUUCAUCGAUCCGAAUGUCCUUCAGAGUGCAAAGGACUGGCUGAUAAGCCAGCAAGGCUCAAAUGGAUGUUUCAUGCAACGGGGGACUUUAUACCACAGUGACAUGAAGGGUGGAGUUGACGAUAACGUGACCAUGACUGCUUACAUCACUGCAUCAUUGCUUGAACUCAAAGUACCGGUCACGGAUCCAGUCAUCACCAAUGCUCUGUCGUGUUUGAGGCCUGUCGUUGGGAACCUGGGAAACACUUACGCCACUGCUCUACUCGCCUAUGCCUUCAGUUUGGCAGGAGAGACCAGCACUACAGCACAGCUUUUAACCAUCUUGAACAACCUUGCCUUUUCUCAAGGCACUAAGCUCCAUUGGUCUCAGAGUACGUUUAGUGAUACUCUGGCGGUGGAGAUCAGCUCUUAUGUGCUGCUGGCGGUUCUUUCUGUAAAGCCUCUCACAACGGCUACUCUGGGUUACGCUAACCGCAUUGUCAACUGGCUCGUGGCUCAGCAGAAUCCUUAUGGAGGCUUUUCCUCAACCCAGGACACAGUGGUGGCUCUUCAGGCUCUGUCGCUGUAUGCCACUCAAGUAUUCAGCUUGCAGGGCUCCAGCGUUGUUAUCGUGCAGUCCUCGUUGGUAGGUGGAGAUGUUUAUAACUUUUAUGUGACUCAGGACAAUAGGCUGCUGUAUCAGGAGAAGCCACUGAAGAACAUUCCAGGCACAUACACUGUUCAAGCAACCGGAUUCUCCUGUGUGUCUGUGCAGAUUGCAUGUUUCUACAACAUCCCAACGCCCAUUAAAUUAGCCAGUACAUUAAGUGUCGAUGCAAAGGUGACUGGAGACUGCCAACUGCUUGGAACCAAUCUUAUGUUAAGCUUUGCUGUGAAAUACGAUGGCCCAAAGCAGAGUACUAACAUGGUUAUAGUGGACAUUAAGCUACUGUCAGGUUUUAUAGCAGAUACUUCUCCGCUUGGAUCUCCACCUAAUUCAUUUGUCCCAGUGGUAGCGAGAGUUGACGUCAAAGGUGAUCAUGUCCUGGUGUAUCUAAAAGAGGUUCUCAAAGGCCUUGCCAUGACUUACAAUCUGGUGCUAAAACAGGUUCUUGCUGUGGAAAGUCUCAAGCCAGCAGUUAUCAAUAUUUAUGACUAUUAUCAGCCAAGUGAUUCAUUUGAGACCACAUACACAUCUCCCUGUCCAUGAUUUGAUUGGAGUAGGACUCAACAUUCAAAUAAAGCUGCUUUUCAUGCA
This is a messenger RNA of Puntigrus tetrazona (Sumatra barb), 4601 nucleotides long. Its product is annotated as alpha-2-macroglobulin-like protein 1. Lineage: Eukaryota; Metazoa; Chordata; Actinopteri; Cypriniformes; Cyprinidae. Gene Ontology annotation, cellular component: extracellular region. The transcript has 34 exons. Gene Ontology annotation, molecular function: endopeptidase inhibitor activity. Bases 174 to 4553 code for a protein of 1459 amino acids. The record is from RefSeq and is a predicted model, not a curated record.